Molecule: messenger RNA, 2179 nt
Organism: Fragaria vesca subsp. vesca
Lineage: Eukaryota; Viridiplantae; Streptophyta; Magnoliopsida; Rosales; Rosaceae
Exons: 10
Coding region: 69-1481 (470 amino acids)
Source: RefSeq, a predicted model, not a curated record
UGGUUUAGGGUUAGGGUUUCCCAAUCUUUCAAAUUUCUCUUUCAAAUUCAAAUUUCCGACUCCUGAAAAUGGAAGAGUCUUCUUCCUCCUCCUCCUCCUCAUCUCCAUCUCCGUCUUCUUCGACUGACGCCGUUAGGGACGCCACUUCUUCCAGCGCCGUGGCUUCGUCUUCGAGCACCUCGCACGUCCGCGACGAGGAGGACGAUCACAACCAGUACCACCACCACCACAAUUUCCGGCAGCCGGAGCCGGGAGUCAACGAAAUCGGACCUUCUUACAGAGUCGGCGGCUUAUCGGGGUUCGAUGAGACGGCGUCUGUGAUUCGAGAUGACACGUGGUCCUGCAUCAUCGUCCUCCUCACCUUCUGGUUCUUCGUAUCGAUGACUUUGAUUUUGGGAGUCUACGGGUCCGAGACCAUGGAGCUUGGCCCUGAUACUUCGAUUCUUCUGCAACCUAACCCCAUAUUUGUGCAGUCUAUGAAGGUGGAAGAGCUGAAUAUAACUAGGCCUGGGCCUGUGCUAUAUGGUUUUUAUGACAUUCCACCCCUUAGUACUGUUGCGAAUUGGUCAGAAACACACAAUGCUACAGUUCCAGCUGAUUUUCAUAAGGAGUGGAUAUAUUACCUAAAUAAGGGGUCUCAAAUAACUAUAUCGUACAGCGUUUCCUCGCCCAGCACGUCUAUUUUUCUUAUAAUUGCUCAAGGUAAAGAAGGCCUUGCCCAGUGGCUUGAAGAACCAACAUAUCCUAAUACUACAUUGUCAUGGAACCUCGUUCAUGGAAGUGGCAAGAUUCAGCAGGACAUAUCAACAUCUUAUAGUUACUAUAUUUCUGUGGGUAACAUGAACUACGAGGAUGUGGAGGUUCAAUUAAACUUCACGGUGAAUGCUCUAUUGUAUGAUACUAGUGAAGCCUAUUACAAGUGUACAUUCACAGAUACGUCCUGCAGUUUGAAAGUUUUGUUUCCCAGUGGAAAUGUUGGUGUGCUUACCUCUCCUGGUCCAGAGCAGAAUAUAGACAACCAGUAUGUCAAACUCUCAUAUGGACCAAGAUGGGCCACAUAUAUCAUUGGUAUAGGGGCGAUGACUGUACUGAUGCUAUUGGCCUUCAACUUCUUGAAUAAGUUCCGCUGUAACAACGAAGAUGGAAUAAGAGUACAGCAUCCGGAGUUCAGACCAGAAAGAGCCCCGUUGCUUUCAUACAAAGAUGAUGAUCAAUCAAGUUGGGGUUCAUCUUAUGAUUCUGCCUCGAACGAUGAGGGGGAUCUUGAAGACCUUAUGACAGCAGGUUCUCUUGAUGGUGAAAGUAACAAUACUCGUCGUCUUUGUGCAAUUUGCUUUGAUGCUCCUAGGGACUGCUUUUUCCUCCCAUGUGGGCACUGUGCCGCUUGUUUUGAUUGUGCGACAAGGAUAGCGGAAGCAGCUGCUACUUGUCCCAUUUGUCGGAGGAACAUAAAGAAGGUGAGGAAGAUAUUUACAGUAUAAACUAUAAAGUAGUAACACCUUGUUGUAAGCCUGGUACGUGCCAUUGCUUUUACUCCCUUUCAUAGAAGUCAAGCUAAUUGUAUCCGGUAAUCUGGGUAGUUUCUGAGUGUGGAUUGCCAUGCCUUGUGGUUUUUCAGCGGCUUUCCCUUCAUGUAAUAUUAUGUCCUGGUAUAUAAAUUCUAAAUACGCCCAAAUAGGAUAAGUUAUUCAAAGAGGCCGUCUAUUCUUUUCUCACACAAUAGGUUGGGCGCUGAGUUAUUCGAUUUUCUAUUCCAGUUCCCAGUAACAACGGUCUUGAUGUUGAAUGUAUAUAUAUAUAUAUUUUUUUGCUUAUCCACUGUUUAAGAGUGCAGAGAUGAAUUCAUGUAUUUUGAUUGUGUGACUUGUACCCAGUCCCAUGAAUAAACCUCAUCAAUCUUGCUCUUCCUUGUUUAGUCUGGAAACACUGAAGCUUUUAUGAAAUUCGCUAAUUUGAGCACCUUAGGGCCAUGUAACAUGCAUGGGCAUGGCCAUCUGACCUGCAGACUUUUCCUUGUUCUUUACUAAUAUAUGCAUGUAUGUGAAAGUAAAUUUAGGAGGGUGAAAUUUACGCAUUCAUUUUUUAGUACCGUAGUUAAAUAUGUCUUAUACCUAUCACUAGGCUUCUAUACAGCAGAACACAAGUGUGGCCUUUUCAGGAAGAUGAAGUAGAUAUUACC